AUGCCCGUGAUGAAGGGCCUCCUGGCCCCACAGAACACCUUUUUGGACACCAUCGCUACGCGCUUCGAUGGCACCCACAGUAAUUUCCUCUUGGGUAACGCCCAGGGCCACCGUGGCUACCCCAUCGUCUACUGCUCGGACGGCUUCUGCGAACUGACGGGCUUCACGAGAACUGAGGUGAUGCAGAAGAACUGCAGCUGCCGCUUCCUGUACGGGGCCGACACCAGCGAGCACGUGGCCCAUCAGAUGGAGAAGGCCCUGGAGGGCCGAGAGGAGUACCAGGCCGAGGUCCACUUCUACAAGAAGGAUGGUGUGGCCUUCUGGUGUUUUCUAGACAUCGUGCCCAUAAAGAAUGAGAAAGGCGAAAUGGUCCUCUUCCUCUUCUCAUUCAAGGACAUCACUGACACCUAUGGAAGGGGCCACCACAACAGCAAGAAGGAGGACAAGAGGCGCAGGAGGAAGAGCAGCUCUCACUUCGUCGAGGCUAGGAAGCGUGGACGCACCAUGUUCUACCAGCUGACCAGCCAGUUCUCACGGGGAGGCAAAAGAGAAGUCAACCUGCGCGGCGGCAUGAUUGACAAGCCUUCAAUACCGGAGUACAAGGUGGCAGCGGUGCAGAAGUCACGCUUCAUUCUGCUCCACUACAGCGUCUCUAAAGCCCUGUGGGACUGGCUCAUUCUGCUGGCCACCUUCUAUGUGGCUGUCACCGUGCCCUACAACGUCAGCUUCACGCCGUAUGAUGACACCGUCACAGCUGAGCGCUCCACCAUUGUCUGCGACAUUGUGGUGGAAAUGCUCUUUAUUAUUGACAUAAUCUUAAACUUCCGCACCACCUAUGUGAGCCAGUCAGGGCAGGUGGUGUAUGAGUCACGCUCCAUUUGCAUUCAUUACGCCACCAGCUGGUUCUUUGUGGACCUGAUGGCUGCCCUGCCCUUUGACCUACUGUACGCCUUCAACAUCACAGUGACCUCCCUUGUCCACCUGCUUAAAACAGUACGCCUGUUGCGCCUCCUUCGUCUACUUCAGAAGCUGGAUCGCUAUUCCCAGUACAGCGCCAUGGUGCUGACCUUGCUUAUGUCUGUGUUUGCCCUGCUGGCACACUGGAUGGCCUGCAUCUGGUACAUGAUUGGACGUAAAGAGAUAGAGGCCAAUGAGACCUGGGACAUUGGGUGGCUUCAUGAGCUGGGCAAACGUCUGGAGACGCCUUACAUCAACAGCACGGUGGGCGGCCCGUCAGUGCGCAGCUCCUACGUCGCUGCCCUUUACUUUACCCUCAGCAGCCUGACCAGUGUGGGCUUCGGCAAUGUCUGUGCCAACACCGAUGCUGAGAAGAUAUUCUCCAUCUGCACCAUGCUCAUCGGCGCGCUGAUGCACGCCCUGGUCUUUGGUAACGUGACGGCCAUCAUUCAGCGUAUGUACUCCCGGCGCUCUCUCUAUCACACACGCAUAACGGACCUGAAGGACUUCAUCCGUGUCCACCGACUGCCCCAGCAGAUCAAACAGCGCAUGCUGGAGUACUUCCAGACCACAUGGUCUGUCAACAAUGGUAUAGAUGCCAACGAGCUCCUGCACGACUUCCCUGAUGAGCUGCGGGCCGACAUCGCCAUGCAUCUGAAUAAGGACAUCCUCCAGCUGCCGGUCUUUAAGGGCGCCAGUCGUGGCUGCCUGCGCUCGCUCUCCCUCCAUAUAAAAACCUCUUUCUGUGUCCCUGGGGAGUACCUCAUCCGUCAGGGCGACGCGUUGCAUGCAAACUACUUUGUCUGCUCUGGGUCCCUGGAGGUGCUGAAAGACAGCAUGGUGCUGGCAAUAUUAGGAAAAGGGGACCUGAUUGGGUCUGACCUGCCUGGAGCCGACCAGGUGAUCAAGACCAACGCUGAUGUUAAGGCGCUGACCUACUGUGACCUUCAGUAUAUCAAUGUGCGCGGUCUGAGAGAGGUGCUGGAACUCUACCCUGAGUACGCCAGUGUGUUCACCUCUGACAUCCACAACAACCUCACCUACAACCUGCGUGAGGGCAGCCAGGAGGAGGGUCUCAGCAGAUUUUCAAGGUCACCCAGGCUUCCCCACGAAUCCAGGCUCCCCUCUAUCGUGGAAACUAAGGGGAGUGACCCUGACGACUCCUUCCACCUCUCUCCAGCUACCCGCUCCCGUCGCAACCUCCUGCUUCCCAACUUCAGCAGCCCUGUUCGGCGUACCUCCCUGGGGAACCUCCUGGGGGAUGAGUUGCGGCAAUUCAACGCCCUGCGUCGCUGCCGUUCACCAAACCUGAACCGCGGCAUCCACGGUCAGAGCUCUUCCCCUCAGCCCCCGUCCAAAAAAGAGCACAGCUCCCCUAAAGCCACCACAGCCUCAACCUCGGCCCAGGGGGAGUCGGGGGCCGAGAAAAGGCCUUCAAAGCUGCUUAUCCCAACCGUCACCUGCUUUGGACCCCCCGAUCUUAGUCCCAGGGUUGUAGACGGCAUCGAAGACAAUGGACACGCGUUCCACUUCAACGUGGAGCACAGCAGGCCCAAAGCCAGCACAGGAGGCAGCACCCAAGACUCCAUACAAGCUAAUUCAACUCUGCAGCUUGAGACAGAGGAGGUCAGACAGAGCAUUAAUCAACUCAACCAAAAGAUGGGCACAUUAAACCAGGAAGUAUCUGACCUCACCAAGGACCUGCACCACAUGAUGCAUCUCCUUCAGGCCCACAUAUCUGUGCAACACUACAAAGCCUCCCUCCCAUCAUACCCACAUGGCAUCCAAAUGGGGUCCAGCCCAUCUACGGUCCCCAACACUGGCACACCUUUCAACUUAGCUCCGACCUUUCACCCCAAUAACGAUCCUGGGAUCCAGGAAGUCCUCAGCCUCUGUAAUGUUGCACCUGCUGGCCACUGGAACUACAGUGGAGCUGCUGAAACCCAAACAGAGAGCCAGCACUGGCGUCGAUACUCUAGCCCACCCGCCAACUCUUGUCUCCCCCUCUCUGUAAACUCUGCAUCCAGGUUAGGCUCGUCUCACAGCUCUGAGAGCAUGACCACACAUCUGUGGACAAGCCCGUCUCCUCUCAGUGUCAACCCAGGCUUCCAGGGUGGAAGUCCAGGCUUCGCACCUCAUGCUGGAUAUGAAGACUCUGACAACAGACUUCUCAGUGCUAGCCAGACCAACAUCAGCCAGUCCCAGCCUACUUUGUGCCUGCAGCCUCCCAUUGAUAGUGAUGAAUACUCUUGCCUUUUGUCCGGUGCCCCUACAGGUAUGUCCACACACAGCCUGCUGGACUCGUCGCCCAGUUCAUACUCCCAUCACUCCCUGCCUUCUGAGUCUGAUCCUAACUUAUCACAAGUCUCACAUGAGGACAUUCGUGUUCUGAUAUCCGCCCCAACAUCCCAUAAUCUGAUCCAGGACACCUCCCUCUUCCAAAUCGAGGACUCCCACCCCUCGGUCCACCCUGUGUCUGCAUCUCCACCCAUGUUGCCAGGCCACCCUCUUGGAUCCUCCCUGGAUUCAGCCUCGCAGCACUCGGAUGCUCUCGAGCCUGAUCUUCCUCUGGGCGACCCAUCUGCCAUUGAACACACCAGUCUGGAGUGCCUACUGGGGAACGGGGGCUCCAUGGAGAGCAGGGACAGUGAAAGCGCAUCAUCGCGAAGGUCCAGCAUUGGUGUUCAGACUCAGAGCACAGAGCAGUCGUGGUGUAUGGACCUCACUGAUUAA
Anoplopoma fimbria (sablefish) is the source of this 3690-nucleotide messenger RNA. RefSeq names its product potassium voltage-gated channel subfamily H member 4-like. The record is from RefSeq and is a predicted model, not a curated record. Gene Ontology annotation, cellular component: membrane. Gene Ontology annotation, molecular function: voltage-gated potassium channel activity. Bases 1 to 3690 code for a protein of 1229 amino acids. Lineage: Eukaryota; Metazoa; Chordata; Actinopteri; Perciformes; Anoplopomatidae. The transcript is spliced from 16 exons. Gene Ontology annotation, biological process: potassium ion transmembrane transport; regulation of membrane potential.